AUGAAGUCUCCAUACCUUUUCUAUCCACCCCCUCGCACCUCGUUGCUCUUGCUGUGGAUUUUCCCUUCCGUCACAGAACCCUCUUAUUUCACCUCCCUUUUUCUUCCACAGUUCCUCUCUCCCUCUUUUCUUGACGUGGAAGCCUAUUAUCAGCAGCAGCUGCAGCAGGCCACCAAUCUAAUCCGUCUGAGCAAUCGGAGGGAGCAAGACUGGGUUUCUGCCCACUGUGUUUUCCCUCAUCAAGCCCUCGUUUCCUUCCCUCUCUCCAGCACUUCUCUUUCUCCAACAUUUCGCCCCUCUCUCCAACAUUUCGCCCCUCUCUCCAACAUUUCGCCCCUCUCUCCAACAUUCUCCUCCUCCGUCUCUCUCUUUCCCUUCCCCUCUCUCGUACGCAUCUCCUCCUCGUUCCAUGGCCUCUAUCGCCAACAGCAGCAGAGGUGCACCGAUCUAGUCCCACAGGGAGCAAUAAAACGCAGGGAAUCGAACCCGCUAUCAGCAGCAGCAGCUGCAGAACACCAAUCUAGUCCCACUAGGGAGCGCUACAAGGGAGGGAGCCAAAAAUUACGGUUAUGCCCCCUGGCAUUUGCCCCCUCCCUCUGCCUUCCACCUUUCCUCUCCCAUCUCUCUCAUACCUCUUCUCCUCUUUUCAUGCCUUAUAUCGCCAACAGCAGCAGCAGAGGCGCACCUAUCCAUUCCCACUGGGAGCACUACACGGGAGAGAAAAAAAAACCCUGUUCGAUCGCCACAGCUGCAGCGAGUAAGCAAGUGGGGGCGAGUCCCUCUCUGUUGUUCCCCUCCUCUCUCCACUGUUCCUCCCUUCUCCCCCUCACGCCUCUCUCUCCAUGGGUUCUAUUGCAAGCAGCUGCAGCGAGUUGGCAGUUGCCUCUGCCCAGCCAUAGUGAGGCAUGCCCCUUUCCGCCGUUCCCUUUCCCCCCCCCUCACUCCGCUCCCCCUCACGCCUCCCCUCGUCUCUCCAUGGGUUCUAUCGCCAGCAGCUGCAACGAGGUGGCAGUUGCCUCUGCCCAGCCGUACUAUGGCGCACACCAACCAGUGGCGCACACCAACCAGUGGCGCACACCAACCAGUGGCGCACACCAACCAGUGGCGCACACCAACCAGUGGCGCACACCAACCAGUGGCGCACACCAACCAGUGGCGCACACCAACCAGUGGCGCACACCAACCAGUGGCGCACACCAACCAGUGGCGCACACCAACCAGUGGCGCACACCAACCAGUGGCGCACACCAACCAGUGGCGCACACCAACCAGUGGCGCACACCAACCAGUGGCGCACACCAACCAGUGGCGCACACCAACCAGUGGCGCACACCAACCAGUGGCGCACACCAACCAGUGGCGCACACCAACCAGUGGCGCACACCAACCAGUGGCGCACACCAACCAGUGGCGCACACCAACCAGUGGCGCACACCAACCAGUGGCGCACACCAACCAGUGGCGCACACCAACCAGUGGCGCACACCAACCAGUGGCGCACACCAACCAGUGGCGCACACCAACCAGUGGCGCACACCAACCAGUGGCGCACACCAACCAGUGGCGCACACCAACCAGUGGCGCACACCAACCAGUGGCGCACACCAACCAGUGGCGCACACCAACCAGUGGCGCACACCAACCAGUGGCGCACACCAACCAGUGGCGCACACCAACCAGUGGCGCACACCAACCAGUGGCGCACACCAACCAGUGGCGCACACCAACCAGUGGCGCACACCAACCAGUGGCGCACACCAACCAGUGGCGCACACCAACCAGUGGCGCACACCAACCAGUGGCGCACACCAACCAGUGGCGCACACCAACCAGUGGCGCACACCAACCAGUGGCGCACACCAACCAGUGGCGCACACCAACCAGUGGCGCACACCAACCAGUGGCGCACACCAACCAGUGGCGCACACCAACCAGUGGCGCACACCAACCAGUGGCGCACACCAACCAGUGGCGCACACCAACCAGUGGCGCACACCAACCAGUGGCGCACACCAACCAGUGGCGCACACCAACCAGUGGCGCACACCAACCAGUGGCGCACACCAACCAGUGGCGCACACCAACCAGUGGCGCACACCAACCAGUGGCGCACACCAACCAGUGGCGCACACCAACCAGUGGCGCACACCAACCAGUGGCGCACACCAACCAGUGGCGCACACCAACCAGUGGCGCACACCAGUGGCGCACACCAACCAGUGGCGCACACCAACCAGUGGCGCACACCAACCAGUGGCGCACACCAACCAGUGGCGCACACCAACCAGUGGCGCACACCAACCAGUGGCGCACACCAACCAGUGGCGCACACCAACCAGUGGCGCACACCAACCAGUGGCGCACACCAACCAGUGGCGCACACCAACCAGUGGUGCACACCAACCAGUGGUGCACACCAACCAGUGGUGCACACCAACCAGUGGUGCACACCAACCAGUGGUGCACACCAACCAGUGGUGCACACCAACCAGUGGUGCACACCAACCAGUGGUGCACACCAACCAGUGGUGCACACCAACCAGUGGUGCACACCAACCAGUGGUGCACACCACACCAACCAGUGGUGCACACCAACCAGUGGUGCACACCAACCAGUGGCGCACACCAACCAGUGGCGCACACCAACCAGUGGCGCACACCAACCAGUGGCGCACACCAACCAGUGGCGCACACCAACCAGUGGCGCACACCAACCAGUGGCGCACACCAACCAGUGGCGCACACCAACCAGUGGCGCACACCAACCAGUGGCGCACACCAACCAGUGGCGCACACCAACCAGUGGCGCACACCAACCAGUGGCGCACACCAACCAGUGGCGCACACCAACCAGUGGCGCACACCAACCAGUGGCGCACACCAACCAGUGGCGCACACCAACCAGUGGCGCACACCAACCAGUGGCGCACACCAACCAGUGGCGCACACCAACCAGUGGCGCACACCAACCAGUGGCGCACACCAACCAGUGGCGCACACCAACCAGUGGCGCACACCAACCAGUGGCGCACACCAACCAGUGGUGCACACCAACCAGUGGCGCACACCAACCAGUGGUGCACACCAACCAGUGGUGCACACCAACCAGUGGUGCACACCAACCAGUGGUGCACACCAACCAGUGGUGCACACCAACCAGUGGUGCACACCAACCAGUGGUGCACACCAACCAGUGGUGCACACCAACCAGUGGCGCACACCAACCAGUGGCGCACACCAACCAGUGGUGCACACCAACCAGUGGCGCACACCAACCAGUGGCGCACACCAACCAGUGGCGCACACCAACCAGUGGCGCACACCAACCAGUGGCGCACACCAACCAGUGGCGCACACCAACCAGUGGCGCACACCAACCAGUGGCGCACACCAACCAGUGGCGCACACCAACCAGUGGCGCACACCAACCAGUGGCGCACACCAACCAGUGGCGCACACCAACCAGUGGCGCACACCAACCAGUGGCGCACACCAACCAGUGGCGCACACCAACCAGUGGCGCACACCAACCAGUGGCGCACACCAACCAGUGGCUGCACACCAACCAGUGGCGCACACCAACCAGUGGCGCACACCAACCAGUGGCGCACACCAACCAGUGGCGCACACCAACCAGUGGCGCACACCAACCAGUGGCGCACACCAACCAGUGGCGCACACCAACCAGUGGCGCACACCAACCAGUGGCGCACACCAACCAGUGGCGCACACCAACCAGUGGCGCACACCAACCAGUGGCGCACACCAACCAGUGGCGCACACCAACCAGUGGCGCACACCAACCAGUGGCGCACACCAACCAGUGGCGCACACCAACCAGUGGCGCACACCAACCAGUGGUGCACACCAACCAGUGGCGCACACCAACCAGUGGCGCACACCAACCAGUGGCGCACACCAACCAGUGGCGCACACCAACCAGUGGCGCACACCAACCAGUGGCGCACACCAACCAGUGGUGCACACCAACCAGUGGCGCACAUCAACCAGUGGCGCACACCAACCAGUGGCGCACACCAACCAGUGGCGCACACCAACCAGUGGCUCUUCCACCACCACGUCCCACACCUCGCCGCUCGUGCUCUUGCAACAUGA
Closterium sp. Naga37s-1 is the source of this 4116-nucleotide messenger RNA. The record is from the annotation of a GenBank genome assembly. Lineage: Eukaryota; Viridiplantae; Streptophyta; Zygnematophyceae; Desmidiales; Closteriaceae.